Molecule: messenger RNA, 2414 nt
Organism: Ictalurus furcatus (blue catfish)
Lineage: Eukaryota; Metazoa; Chordata; Actinopteri; Siluriformes; Ictaluridae
Gene: trim13
Product: tripartite motif containing 13
Exons: 2
Coding region: 370-1584 (404 amino acids)
Biological process (GO): positive regulation of canonical NF-kappaB signal transduction; positive regulation of macroautophagy; innate immune response
Molecular function (GO): zinc ion binding
Source: RefSeq, a predicted model, not a curated record
GCGGGUUCUUGGAUAUUCCAAAGCGAAGUGUCAGGGCGCAGUGGACUUGUGACCGGAGAGAACAGCGUUCCUGUAGUCAUUACGCGCUGUGCACGUAGUCCCGUCACUGACGAUGAUUAGUAGAUGUAGUUCAGGAAGGAAUAAUUGAUAAACCAUGCACUCGACGUGAACCUUACUCAGCUGUUACAUAGUUAAGUUCCUCAGUCUUUUUUUUCUUUCUUUCUCCAAGCCAGACAUUCUGCAUGGAGAAGCAACUUUAGAGACACAAGCAAAUCAUUUGUGGCAUAUGUUUGUUUGUUUUUAUUAGCUGGAAUUCAAAGCAUAUGUGAUAUGCCGUAGGUCAACUCUGAAUCAGCUAUCUGAUCCGCGAUGGAUCUGCUGGAGGAGGACCUGACAUGCCCGAUAUGCUGCUGUCUCUUCGAGGACCCACGUGUGCUGCCGUGUUCACACAGUUUCUGCAGGAAGUGCCUGGAAGGCAUCCUGGAGGAUAACCGAAGCCCAGUGUGGAGACCUCCGUUCAAAUGUCCGACGUGCCGAAAGGAGACCGUGCACAACGGCAUUUCAAGCCUGCAAGUUAACUAUUCCUUGCGCAGCAUCGUGGAGAAGUACAACAAGAUCCGUGCGAGCCCAAGAAUGUCUCAGUGUCGCGCUCACAACGGGCAACCGCUGAACAUCUUCUGUGCCACAGACCUGAAGCUCAUUUGCGGCUUUUGCGCCACUACAGGAGAACACAAAGGACACAAGUUCUGCGCGUUAGAGGAGGCGUACGAGCGCGAGAAGCUCGCCUUCGAGGAGCUGUUUCGUGCCGUGGAGAGCUGGAAAGGCGCAGAGGUGCUCUCCUGCCUGGAAGCGCUCGAGGGGGCGAAGAAAAAAGCGCUGCAGAUGGCCUCGCGAGACUUGGAUCGGGUCUCUGAGUAUUUCGACAAGCUGCUCCGCGCGCUCGAGCACAAGCGCAGCGAGAUCCUCUCGGACUUUGAAACCCUAAAGCUCGCGGUCAUGCAAACCUUCGACCCGGAGAUCAACCAGCUCCGCUCGGCGCUCGAGGAACAACAGCGCGCACUGCGCCUCGCCGAGUCGGUUCGCUCGCUCUCCGACCCGCUCACCUUCUUGCAGUGCAUGCAGGACUUCCGCGAGAAAGUGCGCGCCAUUCGCGAGACGCCGCUUCCCACGCGCACGGACGUGGACGUUGGCGCGCUAGUGCCAAGCUUCGACGUGCACGAGUGGGACCGUGUGCGUCUGGGAGACGUGGACGCGCUGCGCGCUCCGCACGAGGGCAGCGCACUCCGGUCGCCGGCGGCUCGAAUUGGCCUCUCGCGUCUUUCCCGGAGCCUGUGGAGUUUCGCCUUGCUGGUAUGCGCGUGCCUGUGCGUACCGAACUUUCUCCCCUCAGACUGUUUUGCCGCGAGUCUCACCGCUAAAGCGGUGUCCGCGCUUGCUGGCGUCUCCGUGCCCGCUCCUGCAGAAAUGCUGCGGUGGCUCGCACUUUGCUGGCAGGAGGUGGCGGGAGUGUGCGCGCUCCUCACCGACUUCUGCAGGAACUGCAUUACUGAGCUCAUCGACACCACGUCAGAGUUUAUCAGCUGAUUUUCACCCGGUGGACUUUUCUCAUUUGUCGUCUGAGGCGCACAUCUUUACGCUUAUUACCACAGAAUGUAAUUUAAAUACAAGCCUAAGUAUUUCAGCUGCGUUUUUGUGUGCAUUACUGAAUUUGUAAUUGCGGUGGUUUUUUUGUUGUUGUUGUUUGUUUGUUUGUUUGUUUGUUUUAAACCGCCAUAUGCACAGUCAGCUUGUGUUCUAAUUAAAGUGGACCGUUUGGAAAGAAAUACUAGCUAUUUCAGUUAACUGAGACAUGAUUAUGGAUGGUAGUUUUAGAUUCGGUUAAGGCUCAAACUAAGAUACUGGUUAACAAAUGACUUGCUUGGUUAGAAUUAAGUAGCGCAAUGUGUUUCCAAACCUGUUUCAAAGAAUUAAAACCAGACGUUUCUCUCAAUGAAAGUCACUGGGUUGUAACACGGGGAUCCCCCACAGCCUCCUCCCCACCACACACCGCUCCAGCAGCAUUAGCCCAUAUUAUUUUUAUUUUAUUUUAUUUAUUUAUUAGUGUUGUAUUUUAUAUACAUGUAAAAUAAAAGAAGGAAACUCAAAGUGCAUUGUAGCCAUAGACAGAUGAAGGACACAAUCUAUUUUUCGAUUAAAAAAAAAAAAAACCUGCCUAAAUAGGAUGUACUGCUGUGGUGAGUCGAGAAAAACAUUAAAGCCGAGUUUGGUAUACUUUAUGGGGAUUAUCACUUGUGUGAAAACCAAUUGCUCAAUUUCCUGUAGGUUUGGCUGCCGAUUAUAACACACACGUUGACAAAACGACCACGUUGAUGCAUGUAAUCGUAAGAAUUAAAAUGUUUUUUGUCGUUGUUGUA